This is a messenger RNA of Caretta caretta (loggerhead turtle), 4449 nucleotides long. RefSeq names its product calcium voltage-gated channel auxiliary subunit beta 1 (gene CACNB1). Gene Ontology annotation, molecular function: protein binding; voltage-gated calcium channel activity. Gene Ontology annotation, biological process: calcium ion transmembrane transport. Gene Ontology annotation, cellular component: voltage-gated calcium channel complex. NCBI's taxonomy places the organism in Eukaryota, Metazoa, Chordata, Testudines, Cheloniidae. The record is from RefSeq and is a predicted model, not a curated record.
CACACGCGCCCCCGCCCCGGGCUCCUCCUCCGCCGGGGCUGGCUUGGGACACGAGUCCGGUGCGAGCCAGGCCGAGACGCCGGGAGCCCGAUGGUUCGGGAGGGCGGCAUGGCCCGGACACCCCGCAGCUCGACCCAGGAGAUCCAGAUGGACGUGUUCGACAACCCCGGCCUCCAGGGGAAAUACAGCAAGCGGAAGAGCAGGUUUAAACGCUCUGAUGGCAGCACCUCCUCGGACACGACUUCCAACAGCUUCGUCAGACAGGGCUCCGCGGAUUCCUACACCAGCCGCCCCUCGGACUCAGAUGUGUCUCUGGAGGAGGAUCGCGAGGCGCUGCGCAAGGAGGCUGAGCGCCAGGCCCUGGCGCAGCUGGAGAAGGCCAAGACCAAGCCGGUGGCAUUCGCCGUGAGGACAAAUGUGGGCUACAACCCGUCCCCCAACGAUGACGUGCCGGUCCAGGGCAUGGCCAUUUCCUUCGAACCCAAAGACUUCCUGCAUAUCAAAGAGAAAUACAACAACGACUGGUGGAUCGGGCGCCUGGUGAAGGAGGGCUGCGAGGUGGGGUUCAUCCCCAGCCCAGUCAAGCUGGAGAACAUGAGGAUGCUGCAGGAGCAGAAGAUGAGGCAAAAUCGCCUGAGCUCAAGCAAAUCGGGGGACAACUCCAGCUCCAGCCUGGGAGAUGUGGUGACGGGGACCCGCAGACCCACCCCGCCUGCCAGUGCCAAGCAGAAGCAGAAAUCGGCAGAGCAUGUGCCGCCCUAUGACGUGGUGCCCUCCAUGCGGCCGAUCAUUCUUGUGGGGCCGUCCUUGAAGGGGUACGAGGUGACGGACAUGAUGCAGAAAGCCCUCUUCGAUUUCCUGAAGCAUCGCUUCGAUGGCAGAAUCUCCAUCACACGGGUGACGGCCGAUAUCGCCCUGGCCAAGCGCUCCGUGCUGAACAACCCCACCAAGCAUACCAUCAUCGAGCGCUCCAGCACCCGCUCCAGCCUGGCUGAGGUGCAGAGCGAGAUCGAGCGGAUUUUCGAGCUGGCCCGGACGCUUCAGCUUGUGGCCCUGGAUGCCGACACCAUCAACCACCCGGCCCAGCUGGCCAAGACCUCGCUGGCCCCCAUCAUCGUUUACAUCAAGAUCACCUCCCCCAAGGUGCUCCAGAGGCUGGUCAAGUCCCGGGGGAAGUCCCAGGCCAAGCACCUGAAUGUGCAGAUGGUGGCGUCGGAUAAGCUGGCACAGUGCCCUCCAGAAAUGUUUGACAUCAUCCUGGACGAGAACCAAUUGGAAGACGCCUGCGAGCACCUGGCUGAGUACCUGGAAGCCUAUUGGAAGGCCACGCACCCGCCCAGCAGCAACCCGCCCAAUCCCCUCCUGAACCGCACCAUGGCGACCGCCGCCCUGGCCGCCAGCCCCGCCCCCGUCUCCAACCUCCAGAGACCCUACCUAGUGCAUGGGGAGCAGACGCGUGAGGGGGAGCGCGCCAGCCUGCACGACUACCCGGGGGAGCUGGUCAACCGCGGCCAGGGGCGGCCAGGCCAGCAGCACGCCCGCCUGGCCAACCGCGGCCUGUCCCGCCAGGACACCUUCGACUCGGAGACCCAGGGCAGCCGCGACUCUGCCUACACCGAGCCGGGCGACUCCUGCAUGGACAUGGAGACAGACCCCUACGAGGAGCCCGAGCCCCGCGGUGGCACGCCCAGUGCCUACCCCCGGGGCCUGGGCCGCCUCCACCAGCGCCAGGGCUCCUGGGACGAGGCCGAGCCCGACCACCAGAACCACAACCGGCAGCUGCGGGGCCGGAGCAAAGGGCGCGAUCGCUACUGCCCCAGUGAGGAGGAGGCCAUGAGCCGGAACAAGAAUGACCUGGAGGGCUGGGGGCGGGACGUUUACAUCCGCUAGGGGGUGGGGCAUCUGGCUGCUAGGGGCCCUGGGGGGUGGGGCUUCGGUCAGCUAGGGGCCCCUGGGAUGGGGUGUUAUCUACUGGGGGGGCAGGGUUCAGUGUGUCCUGUGGGGGAAUCUUUCUCCUCAAGGAGCCUCUGAGCAUAGCGCUCCCCUGUGAGGCUGGUGUGGUUCAUGCCCCCUAGCAGGGUUGGCCUGAGAUUGUAUGAUGCUCCCCCCCCCCACCUCCAUGGGGAUCCCUUGCCAGCAGUGCCAGGGGGGCCCUCUGCCAGUGGUGCCCCCCACUCAGCCCCCAGAGGGGCCCUUCUCAUCUCCCAUAAGAUAGUGAAGAUUCACCCCCACCUUAAACCCCUCCUGGCCUCAGGGGACCCCGGGGGUGAAGGGCAGCCCAGUGUUUCUCGGGCUUUCCCCGCCCCCAAAGCUGACCAAACUGGGACCCAGCUUGCUCCCCCCUGUCUGCCCCACUCACGUGCAGACGUGUGGUGUGGGGCACCGUGCCCUGAGGCAGGGCACCUUCUCCCCCCAUUCCACCCCGGGGAGGAAAGCAUGCUCAACCCUGGUAUGUAACCGAUCAGCCACCUCCUCCUCGCUCCCUGCCCUGGUUCUGCUCCCCGCUCACCCCCCCAUCCCAUUGUAUUUCCAUGGUGCUCUCUAUGACCCAGCCACCAGGGGAGUGGGACGGCCGGCGCCCCCCAAUCGCUGGAGAGAGCCCGUCUCCGGCACCCGGGGUCCCUGCCCAGCGCCAAGGAAGCUCCUCUGCGGUCCAGUGCCUACAACAGAACCCAGCCUCUUGACCACCCGGCAGCUCCCCCAGCUCGAUUUCGCCUGCCAAGACGGAGCGGGUUGGGGAGGGGGUGAUGCAUGCGUGUGGGGUGUGCACUGGGGCCUGCCGUGAGUGCACCCCUGCCUGCAGAGCCGCAUGUGAGUGCUGUGUGGGGUUACCUGGGCACCCUAAGCCUGAACUGGGCUGGGAGGGGCGGGUUAACACCCUGCUCUCUGAGGGCAAAGCAGCCCCUAGGCUGAAAUGCCCCCCACUCCCCGAGGGGGGGGAAGGGUUGGAGGGGGCGGCAUCUCCCAGCUGGCUUGGGAGGGGAGGUGUUAACAGCUUCUUGAGGCUCAGCUCUGGCCUGCCCUGUUCUCUUGCGCCCACUUCUGGGGUGGGAACCAGUGCUCAUGGGCCUGCCUGUUGGGGCCCUUCGCUUCUGGGGUAUUUUUAUCCCAGCCGGAGCCCAGCCCCUAUCCAAAGGCCCAGGCCCUUCCCUGCCGUCCCCACUGGGGCUCUCUUCCCCCCCAGGGCCUGGGAUGGUGGAAGCUGGGAGGAGGGUGGGGUGAAAGGGAUCUGGAUGGAUCAAACCCAGACCUCUGACUUUCUGGGCAGAGCUGCUUCCCCCCGCCCCCACCCCCUACCUGGUGCCAAAACCUGGGCUGACAUGAAAUGCCCAUGGCUGCCCAGCGCCCCUCCCCUCCCCUGUGCAGUGUCUUGCGUCCCUGUGGCUGUCUGGUGUGUGUUCAGUCCUGUCUUGUCCGGCCAUGGUGUGUCCGUGUGUGUGUGAGCACGUGUCUGUCCAUCCCCCCGUUCCCUCCCCCCCACCCCCCCAGUGCCAGGCUGGGACCCGGGCAGGGCCUGGCUCUGCAUAGCGCCUCUUGGAUGUGAGUUCCCUGGCGCUCUGCCCAUCAGACACCGCCCCCCCCAUCACAUGCGCGCCUGGAGGGGCCUGCGCCAGCCUCCCCAGGCUGCACGGUGGCUGUGGAUCCAAACCCCCCCCCCCCCCCACCUGAAGGGAAUGUUAAGCUUUGCUCUUAGUCAGUAAGGGUUGGGGGCAACGCCCCCCCCCCCCAUUGGGGUAUCACUGGAAGCUUCACCAGGGGAGCCCUGGGAGGCACUGCCUUAGACCAGACCCAUGGGCCUCCCAGUCCCACAUCUGGCAUUCGCUGUAAACCCUGAUUGUGCAGCACCAUCCUGGUUUCAGUGGCCUCUUGAGGUUGAUUGGCAGCUGUCUGUGAUUCCUGCAGUGCCAUCUAGUGGUUAGAACAGGGGCCUGGGGUGCCUCAGGUCCACACCCAGCUCUGCCAUUUUGUCAGGUCACACUCCUUUUUUGUGCCUCAGUUUCCCCUUUCUGUAAACCGGGGGGAUAACAAGCGAACCUCCACUAAGCACUAAGAAAUCCGCACGCUCUAGCCACAUCAACGUGUUGUCGAUACUGCACUUCAUGGCUCUCUGUGCUACUGCUCAUAGCUUCAUGGUGGUAGCAGGCCUAGGACUCAGCACACAGGCCUCUACCAGUUGAACUACAGGAGAAUCUCCUUUGGCAGUAUGGGGCCUAUGAUACACUAUUGAACCCAGGAGAGGGUGGCGGGGAGGAGGUGUCUGUGAAAUGGACACAGCCCGAAUGUGAGCAAAGCCACUUGAAAGCAAUGAACCGUCCUGUAUUUAUGUCAUUUAACAAACUAUUUUAAAAGCAAAUAUUUUAUUUAUUUAUUAUCGUUCAUUCGGGGAGGGGGUAACAUUCUCCCAUUCGCUUGAUUCUUUGUAAUAAAUAUUUCAUUGAGACCUCUAAA